Messenger RNA from Notolabrus celidotus (New Zealand spotty), 9696 nucleotides. RefSeq names its product nuclear receptor binding SET domain protein 3 (gene nsd3). Gene Ontology annotation, cellular component: chromatin; nucleus. The record is from RefSeq and is a predicted model, not a curated record. Bases 548 to 5485 code for a protein of 1645 amino acids. Gene Ontology annotation, biological process: regulation of DNA-templated transcription. Gene Ontology annotation, molecular function: histone H3K36 methyltransferase activity; protein binding. The transcript has 25 exons. NCBI's taxonomy places the organism in Eukaryota, Metazoa, Chordata, Actinopteri, Labriformes, Labridae.
UCAUCCCCUUCCCUUUUUUUAUGUAUAAAUAAUCAUUGUUUUAUUUGUUACACGCUAUGGGGGGUAACCUUCACACCCAGAGGUGCUCCUGGUAAUACCCCUGGGUCCGGAUCUAUGAGAUUUGGCGUUUAGCUUAAAUUAGACUGUGCAAGGCCUGCAAACCAAAAAAAGCAAGGCGCUUUUGUUAGAUCGGAGGAAGAGGGAGCCAGAGACUAUUAUUAAGAAGACAGCACACAGGAGGGGGUUGAGAAUUGAAAAUAUCAGUGUAGCAGGGUUUUCUCUAAAGGCUCCAGCCCCUACACCGAGGAAGAGCCAAGCUUUGGGAUUGGGCAGCGAGCAGAUAGCGUAACACCCCCUCCUCCUCUGUGUUGAGCGUUAAAACGAAAGGGAAAAGGCCUGCGCUUUAUCUAAAUUACAGGAUAUUUUUUACAUUUUACUUCUUCUACAUUAAACGAGGAAACGCUGCUGGCUGGUGUAUGUGUUUAGAAUGGGACACGCUGAAGGUCCAGUCAAAGAAAAAGACAGUUAAGGAUGCAGGAGCCCAACAAUGGAUUUCUCCUUCUCUUUCAUGCAAGGGAUCAUGGGAAAUACAAUUCAGCAACCCCCUCAGCUCAUUGACUCAGCCAAUAUCAGACAGGAAGGCACCUGUGACACCGGCAGUGACCCGGGAGAGGAUGGUGGACCCUCCUACGAUGCUGCCCUGGAUGCAGAGUUUUCCUACCCGCCGUCGGCCUCGGAGGACAUGUCACAGGUCUCUAACGGUUACCCGCCGGGGCUGGGCAUAUACGAGCCCCAGGCCAAGUUCUCCAUGUACUCGCAGUUCCCCAAUGGCUCGGCUAACGGCUACGGGGCGAUACGGAGCUACGCGGAGCACGGCCUCCUUCCAGGAGAGGCGACUGUCCUGAGAGGCCCAGGUCUCCAAGAGAGACCUUUGUCUCCUGCGUCCCCUCCUCUGCCCACACAUCACCCAAACCUCCACCACCACCACCACCAACACCAUCACCCCCAUCACCACCACCACCACGCACACCACUUCCACUCAAAUCCUCCUCAUUUACAGACUCACUCGCACCAACAUAGUCCUCCACCUCCACCGCUGCCCCCCCAGCACCACCUCGCCCAGACGCCUCACAUCAUGACCCACACACUCCCCCCUCCUCCUCCACUGCACCUGCCAUCCUCCAGUCCUCCUCCGUCACUUGUGGACAGCACCCCCUCUCCUCAGCCCUCCCACGCCCCGUCCAUUACCCCAGGAGGGGUCUUGAAGAAAACCAGCUCCCCAGAGAUCAAACUGAAGAUCAUAAAGACAUAUCAGAACGGAAAGGAGCUGUUUGAAUCUGCACUGUGUGGAGACCUGCUGCAAGAACUGCAGAAGGAGUCUCAGAAGAAUGAGGCCGCUCAGACGCAGCGCAGACAUGAGAGGAAGAAGGAGAAGAGGAAAAAAAGUGCGAGGCUGCAGCUGCAGGUCCAGGAACAGAAGCUGGACCUGAGCCAAACACAGACAGGUACCACGGGGCAGACGGAGGACAUCCACAUCCAGCCCCAGCCAGCAGAAACACCCCCAGUCCAGACAGAGAAGCCUCAGAAGACUGUCAUCAAAACUGAACCAAAGACGCCCAAGGCUCCUAAGGUCCAUCAUCCAUCAGUGAUCCAGGAGACGGGCUUCUGUAAGGAAUUUGUGAUAGGAGAUCUGGUGUGGUCCAAGGUGGGCACGUACCCCUGGUGGCCCUGCAUGAUCUCCUCUGACCCACAGAUGAAGGUCCACACUCGCAUUAACACAAGAGGUCACAGGGAGUAUCACGUCCAGUUCUUUGGCAGUGUGGCCGAGCGGGCAUGGAUCCAUGAGAAGAGGAUUGUCAUGUACCAGGGGAAGAAACAGUUUGACGACCUGCAAGCUGAGACUCUGCGAAGGACCUCAAACCCUGUAGAGAAAAGCAAACUCCUGAAGCCGAUUCCUCAGCGGGAGCGAUCUCAGUGGGAGACGGGUGUGGGCCACGCCGAGGACGCCUUUGUAAUGACGAAGCAGGAGCGAAUCGACAACUACACCUUCAUCUACGUCGACCCUGAGCCUGCUGAGGCUCCACCCAGCAAGAAACCCAACAUCAGAGCUGAGAAACGAAGCCGGCGCUCCAGCGGCUCAGUCAGUAAAAGGGAAGACAGAGCAGUGAAGUCACCGGACAGAGAGCAGCCGCCACGUAGGCAGCUGCCACGCAGACAGUGUAGUAUUUCAAACACAGAUGACAACAUGCAAUCCCAGGCCUCUAAUGAAGACAAGAACCAGAGAGGAGACCAGCGUAAGACCUGUUCCCCAAAACAUAACUCUGGCAGUGAGGCUCGAACACGGCAGGACUCACCGCCUCCUGUCAGGGCCUGGAAAACAGCAGCAGCCAGAAAGCUGCUGCCUCUCUCCAUCACCAUGAAGAGGCUGAAUGUGGAGAUCACAAAAUGUGACUGGCCACUGCUACAGAAAAAAGCUGCCGCAUCCCCGAAAAAAGACCAAGAAGAAGAGAAAGAGGAGAGAGUGCAGCGAGAGGCCAGGCAGCCCGACCUAGGAUACUGCUCACCUGAGGACAGAGCCAAACCUGAGCCCAGUCCCGAGGAAGAUGAAGAUGGAGACGACGGGGAGGAAGAGGGUGAAUGCGAGGGCGAGGGUGAAGGGGAAGGGGAUGGUGACUGUGAUGCUGAUGGUGAUGGGGAUGGGGAUGGGGAUGGGGAUGGGGAUGGUGAUGGUGAUGGUGAUGGGGAGGGGGAGGAGGAGAGGAGAGGCUCCCCUGCCAGUCGUAGGAGUGAGGAGGGAGGAAUGCAGCAGACGUCUUCUCCUGGAUCACACCACAGUAGUCCACACAGUUCUCAGGAGAGGAAGCUGCAGCGGCGGUCAGUCAGGAGCAGGUCUGAGUCAGAGAGAGGCGGCGAUCCUGUCCCUAAGAAGAAAACCAAAAAGGAACAGGCUGAGAUGGCUCCUGAGACCACCCUGAGGACAGGUUCACAGAAAGGAGCCAGUGAGAUCUCAGAUGCCUGCAAGCCUCUGAAGAAGCGAAGCCGAGCGUCAACAGAUGUAGAGAUGGCCUCCUCUCAGUACAGAGACACCUCUGAUUCAGACUCCAGAGGCCUAAAUGACCCACAGGGUUUGUUCGGCAAGAGUGAUAGUCCAGCUGCAGCAGAUGCAGAUGCGUCAGACACUCAGUCUGUGGACUCUGGUUUGUCACGUCAGGAUGGCAGCACCGGCAAGAGAGACACUGUCUGCCAGAUCUGUGAGGCAUAUGGAGAGGGUUUAGUGGUGUGUGAAGGUGACUGCAGCAGACAGUUUCACCUGGAGUGUCUCGGCCUCUCGUCCCUACCUGAAGGCAGAUAUAUCUGCUUGGAAUGUAGAAAUGGCAGUCAUCCUUGUUUUAGUUGUAAAUCAGAAGGCGGGGAGGUGACGCGUUGCUCUGUGUCUGGGUGUGGCUGCUACUAUCAUGAGGACUGUGUCCGGAAACUCCCAGGAAGCACCAGCAGUGCGGGGGGAGUUUUCUGCUGCCCUCAGCACAGCUGCUCUACCUGCUGCCUGGAGAGAGACUUGCAACGAGCAAGCAAAGCAGGUCGUUUGAUGCGUUGUAUCCGCUGUCCAGUGGCCUAUCACACAGGGGACAGCUGCGUGGCUGCAGGCAGCGUCGCCCUCACCCACCACAUCAUGAUCUGCAGCAACCACGGCAGCGCCAAGAGAAACGGCCUCCUCAGUUCCCCUGUCAACGUGGGUUGGUGCUUCCUGUGUGCCCGAGGGCUGUUAGUGCAAGACCUUACUGACACCAUAUUAAGUUCAUAUGCCUAUAAGUCCCACUACCUUCUGACUGAGUCAAAUCGUGCUGAGUUGAAAUUACCUAUGAUUCCCUCUCCUUCGUCAGCUACCAAAAAGAAUGUUGGGAAAGGCGGCAAGUUGCUGUGCUGCGACUCCUGCCCGGCGUCCUUCCACCCGGAGUGUCUGGAGAUUGAGAUGCCGGAAGGGGCGUGGUCCUGCAGUGACUGCAGGGCCGGGAAGAAGCCUCACUACAAACAAAUUGUCUGGGUCAAACUGGGAAAUUACAGGUGGUGGCCGGCCGAGAUCUGCAACCCCCGUUUGGUGCCGUCAAACAUUCAGAGCCUUCGCCACGAUGUCGGUGACUUCCCCGUCUUCUUCUUCGGCUCCCACGACUACUACUGGAUCAACCAGGGCCGCGUCUUCCCCUACGUGGAGAACGAUAAGAACUUUGUCACGGGUCAAAUUAAUAUCAACAAAACCUUCAAGAAGGCUCUGGAAGAAGCAGCUCGGCGGUUUCAGGAGCUAAAGGCACAGAGGGAGAGCAGGGAAGCUUUAGAGCAGGAACGUAACUCACGCAAACCUCCACCGUAUAAAUUCAUCAAGUCCAACAAACCAGUGGGGAAAGUCCAGGUGCAUGUAGCUGACGUAUCAGAAAUCCCACGAUGCAACUGUAGACCCUCAGAUGAGCACCCCUGCGGUCUCCACUCCCAGUGUCUGAACCGCAUGCUGCAGUACGAGUGCCAUCCACAGGUGUGUCCUGCAGCAGAUGGAUGUGAGAAUCAGGGUUUCUCUAAGCGGCUGUAUGCAGAGACAGAGGUGAUAAAGACAGACGGCCGUGGCUGGGGCCUCAGGACCAGCCUGGCUCUCAGGAAGGGCGACUUUGUAAUGGAGUAUGUGGGAGAAGUGAUCGACUCUGAGGAGUGCCAGCAGCGAAUCAAACGUGCCCAUGAAAACCAUGUGUCCAACUUCUACAUGCUUACACUCACCAAGGAUCGUGUGAUUGACGCCGGCCCAAAAGGAAACUCGGCUCGCUUCAUGAACCACAGCUGCAGUCCAAACUGUGAAACUCAGAAGUGGACGGUAAAUGGAGACGUUCGCAUUGGACUCUUCACGCUCUGCGACAUCGAGGCUGACACAGAGCUGACGUUCAACUACAACCUGCACUGUGUGGGCAACAGGAGAACAUCAUGUCACUGUGGGUCGGACAACUGCUCGGGAUUCCUCGGGGUGCAGCCAACGAGUGCUGUGGUGAUGGAGAAGGAGGAGAAGGCCAGGAAUGCCAAACUGAAGCCGAAGAAGCGGAAGCUGCGACUGGAGGGCAAACACACACACGAAUACUUCUGCUUUUGGUGCGGAGAGGGAGGGGAGCUGGUGAUGUGCGAUCGUAAGGACUGUCCGAAAGCAUACCACCUGCUGUGUCUGAACCUCACCAAGCCACCAUACGGACGUUGGGAGUGUCCGUGGCACGACUGCAGUGUUUGCAGCUCCUCAGCCUCGUCCCUCUGUGACUUCUGUCCUCGUUCUUUCUGUCGGGAUCACGAGGCAGGGGCGCUCACCUCCUCCUCCCUCGAAGGUCGCCCCUGCUGCUCCAGUCACAAUCCUGCCGAUCCCCUGGGCUCUGAUUCCAGCUCCACCCAGCGACGCCGCUCAGCUCUGAGCCCUGUCAGGGUCAAAGAGGAGCCUGAGCAAGCUCAUCCAGACACAGAGUGACGCUGCAUCUCCCUCAAUACCUCACUCCCUGUAAAGUGUGCUCCUAUUGGUCUCCUCGGCCCAAAUCCACCUCUGAUCUGAAGCAGUGCGCUAAAAAAGGGAAUACAGUGCUUUUUACCAAUGUGUUGGACCCUGUUCAAAGAGGAGACGAUGAACACCUGGGUGCUGUUUGUGGUGAGAGCAGAGUGAUGGAGUGAAGUGUCCAGGCUUCAUUGUGCGCCGUUUUCCCUCCUCCUCUCGCCAUAAAACACCCCUUCUGCUCUCUACAGCUCGACCGAAGGCCCAGACACCCACGUCAUUCUGUUCCCUUUUUGUAUUUUUUACAGCUGUGGAAAUUUUAAGUGUUGUCACAUCGUCAGUAAUUGGCACUUUGAAGAGCUCGACUAAAUAAGUGGAGAGAAGAGGAAGAGGAGGAGGCGGGGAAGCUGAACCACUCCAUCACCAUCAUCAUCAUCACGCUGCUCCUCUCUGUGUUUACCUGCUGUAUGCUGUGGUCAGCAUCACGCACACACACACACAUGCACACACACGCACACACAGACACACACACACACACACGACAGGCUGUACGAAGACGAGCCAACCUUUCUCCUCCUCCACAGCAGAUCAUCACUCCUGACAUGGUCUGUCAUCGUAUUUAUCUCUCCGGCGGGAGGAAAUGAGCGUUUUAGUGCAAUUGUUUUUCAGGACCACACUACAUUCCAGUUUUCCUUAGACAUGGUUUUAAUAUACUUAUGGGUAUAGAUGAAUAUAAUUAUAUACAGUAUCUAUGUUUGUUAAUGUUUACAGACGGAUUCUCUCACUUCAUCUCAGUGAGUAGUGUAUUAUGUUUGUUUGUUUAGGUGUUAAAGCAUUACGCAGACCUCCUUGUGAAAAUAGUCCUAUUAAGGUGAAAUAUAAUGGUAUAUAGUGUAAUGGUAUGACAUUACAGAAGUACUUGUGAUUUUCAUAUUGCCAGUCUCACUCGCCAUUGUGUACAUAAUUGGCUCAUAAUAUUGUAAAGUACUUAAAGAUCAGGAGGGGCGUGGCCUCCCCUCUUUGGACGCUCCUGAAGAAGGAAAACGCUUUUUUAAACAAGAAACAGAUCCUUUUUUUAUUUUCAUCCUACUGUAAACUUCUUUUCUCACAUUUCCUCCGAGCAGAUUUUUUGUUCUUUGUAUUUUAGACGAGAAGCUCAAUUGUGAUCACUGGUGCUGUCUUUGAGUUUAGUUUUUUCAGCCUUAAUUUCGGUUCAGUUCUGUCUGUAGGAACUGCUGCCCACAUGCAGUCCAUUUUCACUUUUGUCGUGUACUGUGACCGCUUUGAUGCUUUUUUUUUUGUAAUCCAUUUUUUGUUUUGCCAAACUUUUCUGAAAAGCACUUUUACACAGCUUGUCGCUACACGUUAGCUAGGUCAUACAUUUACACAAAUGUAUAGGAAAAGAACAUAAGACAAGUGUUUCAAAAUGGAUACCUCUUCUUCUUGUAGUAACGUCGGAAUUUAAACUGUGUCGUAACUUUUUUCCUCAAGUUCAGAAACUCUGCUGGCCGUGGUUGGUUGGUUGGUUGUUGUUGUUUUUUUUGAGGAAAGUGGCCUAAAUGCUGGGGUGUUUUUAUUUUUGUUUUUUAUUUUUGAGGGCACAAGUAGGAUAGACUGCCAGCCCUGCUUAACACAAACAACUCCAGGAAAAGGAGCCUCUUCGUUUUCCACCUGAAGAACCUGCUAAAGGCUGGGCUUUUCUAUAAAGACGUAAUGGUUUAACAACAGUCCAGUUCAGUAUAAUGUAUAAAUACAAACUUCUGUACAGUGUUUUUAAAUCUCUCAUCUGUCAAAUCCAAAUUUUUUCUAUUUAUUACACCACAUUUUAUACCAAUUUCUUUUUCAAACACCAGUGCAGUAAUUUGUCUCCCUCUCCACCAUGGUGUAAGUGAAAUAGACUUUAAAGAAAAAAACAUGGGGAGUUUUACAUGAUAUAUAUAUCUGUAUCUAGUCAUUGCAUAAGUUUUCGUUUUUGUACAUUUGGUGUGAUGAUUCCACAUUUGGUGACAGCCGCUGCUCUUCGCCCUGUAUCGUGACUCACUGUAAUUGGUGUUAAAAGCAGUGUGAAGCAGUGAAAUAUAGGAAUGUAAAGUUUCAGUUUCAGAGCAGUUAUAGUGCUUUUUUUUUUAACUCUGGACUCAAGUAAUCAUCACAGGAGGACAUUUAUCUGUUAUUCAUGCCUCAGCCUUUUGCUUGUAAAUCUACCCCAGUCAAAUUACUGUUUGUUUGUGUUUCUGCCCUGAUUUUCUUUAAGCCAUCCAUAGUGGUGUGUUCAAAGUCAAGCCACAGACUGACAGUGCCAAUGUUUCCAAAUGAUUUCAGCUCAUUUAGGGUCUUUUUAAACACGUAGACUAGAUACACUUCGCUGCCAGUUUAUCUCAUACACCCAACUAACAUUCAUAACAUCUGAGCGGACAGUUCAUAUUUAUAUCUUACCUUCAAGAGGGUUAUAAUGUUCAGAUUUGUCCUUACAGUAGUGUUACUUGAACUGUGUGACCAUUAUUUGUUGAUGUAGAAUUGGGUGCUGUUGAUUCGUACAGUGUUAUUUUGACAAAGUAUUCGUGGAUUUGUUCACCCCCUUUAUAUUAAUGAGGAUGGGCUGAACCUCUCCAUCUACAAAUCUGCAUCCUUCAGAACUCCUCUUAAGAACAUUUUUAGUAAAAACUGAACCUUACAACCUUUAUGAAUGUAGAAUUUUUGGCCGGACUAUUGUAUGGGGCAGUAUUACUUUCUGUUUUUGGCUGUAUAUAAACUGGCAGCUUGACCCUUUAUUUAAUGGACUCUCUUCUGGAAAGACUAAACUUCUGCCACAUUUGCCAAACUUUUCAUAUUUAGAGAUGCAUUUUUGCUUAGUCAAUCAAAGGACGAGGGCCACUUAAGUACUUGUUCAGUACCAGGGUAGGUGCAUCUUAAAGGCACUUUUACUUACUUAUAUGUCACUUAUCAUACUCAAAAGGUCUGCGUGUCCAAACUUGAAUUUCUUUUUUUUUAUUUAUUCAUUUUGUUUGUUUUGACAAAUGUUACAUACAUGUCUUACUAUAAGACUGCAGGCGUCCUUGAAUCGUGUUUGUGGCUUCAGAAAAAAUGUCAGACUGAUCCUUUUUUUUUUUAACUUAGGAACUCCUCUUAAAGCCUUUCUCUUUUUUUCACUCUGAGGUGACUGAAACGCAUGCUUCCAACAUCAGACACUGGUUAUUUCCGUUUCUGUGCUCUGUUGGAGAGUCUUAAACUGCCUGAUAGAAUGCAGAUGUUUUGUUUUUGUUGUGUUCCUUGUACCAUGAUGCACAGAAAUUGUGCAUAGAAAGCCUUGAUGUUCUUUUUUUGCAACUGCAGAUCACCUGGUCAUGCAUCACUUUGUGCCAGUCCUCUUCUGCCCUCGUCAGCAGCAGUAUUACAUAUGCCUCAUUGAAGUGUCCCAGCGUGCAUCAUUUCCGUCACCUAAAAAAAAACAGACGUGUAAAUUUUGUUAGUUUGUCGUCAUUGUAGUGCCCACAUUUGUUUACUUUGAGAGACAGCAUGUUUGUUCUCAUUUAAGUGACCAUUAAUACACCUGAGGAGGUUUUUUCUAAGUGUCCAGGAAUUUUCUUAUUAUUAUUAAUAUGUUUUGUAUACACUUAAACUUAGGACGGACCACCACCUCCCCUUGUUUGUAGAAGAGUAUAUUUUAUUUUCACUGUGACGUCUUUUGGUUUUUGUGCAAUGUUGCAGACUGUCAUUACGUUUUCAGAUUGACAUGCUGUCAAAGGAGAAAUAGUGUUGAAAUAAAUAAUGAAAAUCACCUCCGUGAGCACUCAUCAUCUCUUUUUUACUCGUAGUAAACUUACUUAUAGUAACUCGAACUGGGGUCAUAUCUAUCUCUCUUGGUGUUGCUUCAAUGAAAAAGUGGAUGAACACAAAAUACCAUGUUAAUUACUGUUCAACCUGUGUUUCUGCAUACGGCAUAUUGUUAAAAAACCUGUAAAUAGUUUGCAUCGAACUUGCAUAGGAUCAUGUUACUGUGGCGUGCUCUUUUUUGCCUGUACAAUUCUGCUUCUAAAUGUGUGUGACUGUUGAGACGACACUCUUUUUGUACAUGACUGUCUUUUUAUUUGAGAAUAUUGAUUCUGUCCUUUUUUCAUUCUAAAGUUGAGUUUGAAGAGUUCAGACAUGCCUGAAGUUUGACUUUAAUAAAGCUGUACUCUGUCUCAGUGAAA